Messenger RNA from Mesorhabditis spiculigera, 4596 nucleotides. The record is from the annotation of a GenBank genome assembly. Lineage: Eukaryota; Metazoa; Nematoda; Chromadorea; Rhabditida; Rhabditidae.
AUGGCGGCGAAUGAUGAGAUCAGUGUCGAAGAGUACAGCUAUGACGAAGAGGAGGAGGAGGACGAGUCGGAGUGGUCGUACUACACAGAGACCGAUGAAGAAGAGCCAGCUGCCCCUCAGCUUCAAGAAGCUUUUCCCAAGCUGAAGGACGAGAAGAAAAAGGAGGAUGAGAAAAAGCCCGAGAAAGAGCGAGCUAAAAUGCCGGCUCCUGUAAAGCAAGAUGAGGCGAGCGAGGAGGAUGAGGACGAAGAGUGGUCAGACGAAGAAUGGUCCUACUACACCGAUGAGGAGUCCGAAGAAGAAGUCGCACCAAUUGGCGAUUCCAAAAAAGACGACGCCAAGUUCCCGAAGCUCAAGGACGCGGCCGAGCCGGAAGUGGAGGUCAAGCUCGCUCUCCCCAAAAAGAAUGAAAAGAAACCGCUAAAACUCAAAGUUGAUGAGGAGCCCGAAGUCGACGCCGCUUUUUCCCUACCCGUGAAAAAGCCAGAGGCGAAGAAAGAUGAGCCAGAAUCGAGCUUCAGCUUCAAGCCCAAGACUGAGCCUGUGAAGCCAGCUGAGGCUCCGGUGAAGAAGGGAAAACCUGCCCCCUUGAAUAUUCCAGCUUCAGCCUCGACGAAGUUGCCGGAGCCUGACAAGCCGAAACCGGAAGAGCCGAAAGAGCCACCCAUGGUGUUCUACGGUGAAAGCUUCACCCUGGCUGAGCCUAAAGCAAAGAAGCCUGAGCCUAAGAAAGUCGAGCCUGCCAAGCCGACUCCAAAACUUGCUUCAAAACCCUCUGAGGACGAGGUCCCAUGUGAGGAGAUCGGAAAACCGGCCGCCAAGAAGGAGCCGAAGAUUGCGUUCAAGGAACCGGAAAAAGCAGCUGCAAAGCCGGCAGCAAAGCCGGGUGAAGCUGCUUCAAAAGACCCAAAAACUGCUCUGACGACAAAGCCUGGAGAUCUGAAGAAACCGGAAGUGACCGGGACUACGAAGCCACUUGCCAAGCCGGCUUCAAAAGCUCCGUCCAAGCCAAGUUUCGAUGAGGAGAUUCCGAUCCGAGCGCAGAAGAGCCCAAGAAGCCGGCCGCUGCUGAACCCGCCAAGCCUGCUACGCCAGCCAAACCUGGAGACUCUGAAAUCCCGGCUAAACCACUUGGUGCCCCGCCCAAGAAAAUCACACCUGCGCCGAAGUUCAAGGACCCAAGUGCAGAAGAGCCCAAGAAGCCGGCCGCCUGCUGUACCGGCCAAGCCAGCUGCUGCAAAACCGGUCGCGAAGCCAGCUACACCAGUCAAGCCCGGAGAUUCUGAAGUCCCGGCUGAACCACUUGGUGCGCCACCUAAGAAGGUUACUCCAAUCCCGAAGUUCAAGGAUCCGAGCGCUGAAGAACCCAAGAAACCUGCAACCGCUGCACCGGUGAAGCCAGCUGCUGCAAAGCCGGUCGCUAAGCCAGCUACACCAGCUAAGCCCGGAGACUCUGAAAUCCCCGCUGAACCGCUGGGCUCGCCGCCGAAGAAGGUUACUCCGGCCCCCAAGUUCAAGGACCCGAGUGAGGAACCUAAGCCUGCUGCUGCAAAACCGGCUGCUGCUAAACCAGCCGCUAAGCCUGCCACCCCAGCAAAACCGGGAGACAAGGAAACACCUGCUGAACCCCUUGGUGCAGCACCGAAGAAAACGACUCCACUUCCGAAGUUCAAGGAACCAAGCGAGGAGCCGAAGCCUGGGGUUGAAGCCAGCCUCAAACGCGCCCGCUCUGCCAAGCCUGGGGAUAAAGAAACACCGGCUGAACCACUUGGUGGCCCGGCUAAAAAGGUGGCGCCCGCGCCGAAGUUCAAAGACCCGACCGCGGAAGAGCCUAAAAAGCCGGCAGCUGCGACCCCAGUAAAGCCAACAGCUGCCAAGCCUGUGCCCAAGCUUAAGCUACCUGAAGAUGAGGAACCUACUGAGGAAGUGAGUAUUCCAUUGCCAAAGAAGGCGGUAGCGCCAGUGACGAAGGCACCAGUAAAAUCAGCUGAACCAGCGAAGCCAGUAGCUGCAACGCCGGCCAAACCAGCAGCGGCCAAGCCUACAGAACCAGUGAAGCCUGCAGCCGCCACUCCAGCCAAACCUGCAGCCGCAAAACCUGCUGCACCAAAAGCACCCCUCAAGCUUAAGCCAAGUUCAGAUGAUGAAGAACCGGCUGAGGAAGUCAGUAUCCCAUUACCGAAAAAACCGGUCGCGCCGGUGACAAAAGCUCCAGUGAAGCCGGCUGUUGCCAAGCCGGGCGAUAGUGAAGCCCCAGCUGAUCUACUUGGGGGCCCCACAGCGAAGAAACCGGUGCCCAAGUUCAAGGAUCCCAGUGAGGAGCCGAAGAAGCCGGCAGCUGCUACACCGGCCAAACCAGCUGCCGCAACCCCGGCGAAACCUGCUGCUGUCCCGGUCAAGCCCGUAACUGCAGCACCAGCUAAGCCAGCCUCCAAAGCACCGCUCAAGCUCAAACCCACUUCUGACGAUGAGGAACCGGCUGAAGAGAUUAAUGAUGAAGAACCAGCGGAAGAGGUCAGCAUCCCGUUGCCGAAGAAGCCUGUAGCUCCGAUGACGAGAGCACCUGUGAAGCCUUCGGAUUCUGAAAAUCCAGCAGAUCUACUUGGAGGUCCUACAGCCAAGAAACCGGCACCGAAAUUCAAGGAUCCAAGCGAGGAACCGAAGAAGCCGGCAGCUGCUGCUCCAAUCAAGCCUGGUACCGCGGCCCCAGCCAAGCCAGCUGCUAAACCUGUUCCAAAGCUCAAGCUGCCCGAAGAUGAGGAACCUGCUGAGGAAAUCAGCAUCCCACUUCCUAAGAAACCCGUAGUCCCGGUGACUAAAGCUCCAGUGAAGCCUGCUGAGCCCGCAAAACCUACAGCGGCCAAACCGGUUGCCGCUCCCGCUAAGCCUGCAGCUGCUACUCCGGCCAAGCCGACUGAGCCUGCCAAGCCCACUACGAAACCAGCGGCAGCGAAGCCUGCACCAAAAGCCCCUCUAAAGCUGAAACCGACUUCAGACGAUGAAGAGCCGGCUGAGGAAGUGAGCAUCCCAUUGCCUAAGAAGCCGGUCGCACCGGUAACCAAAGCUCCAGUCAAGCCUGCGCCGAAAAAGCCAGGAGACAGCGAAGACCCAGCUGACUUGCUUGGUGGACCCACAGCCAAGAAACCGGUGCCCAAGUUCAUGGAUCCGAGCGAGGAACCAAAGAAGCCGGCCGCAGCGCCUGCUGCAAAGCCCGCAGCAAAACCUGCACCGAAAGUCAAACCUGCGGACGACGAUGAGGAGCCAGAAGCCGACGCAACAGUACCCUUGCCCAAGAAAGCAGCGCCAAAGAAGAAGCCGAAGGACUCGGACGACCCGGCUGAUCUGGUUGAUGCUCCCGCCAAGCAAAAGCCCGCACCAAAGUUCAAGCCAGCGGAGGAUGACGAGGAACCGGAAACCGAUGCCACGAUUCCGUUGAAACCGAAAAAGAAGGCUGCCCCGAAGAAGAAAGAUCCGGAAGAUGAAGAGCCCGAGGAUGAGGACGCUGACGAAGAUGAGGAAGAACCGGAAGAGGGAGAUGAAGAAGAACCGAUGGAAGAUGAGGAGGAGCCGGAAGAGCCCAAAAAGAAGAAGAAGAAGCCGAAGGAGAAGAAAAAGAAAGAGCCCAAGCCCAAGAAGGAGAAGAAACCGAAGGAACCAAAGAAGCUCAAGUGGUGCCCACCGCCGAAGCCGCCGCCAGAAGCGAUACCUUUGAACACCGAGCCCUUGAUAAAGUCGAUUAUUGAACGGAAUCGGGAGCCGGAUGCGGAACGGCCGACGAAGAGAUACUUGAGAAAACCGCAGCAUACCGACGUCGCCAUUCCAUUCGUGAUCCCGUGGGAACAAACGCCAGCCCUGGAAACUCAAGCCGGAAUGGGUGCCUUCGGCCAACCUCGAAUGGAAAAUGUCAAGGUUGACCAUGGCGAGAAGCCGUUGAAAGAGGGCGCCCUCAAGUCCGAGACCGUACUCCCGAUGUGGAACGAUGAGACCAAGUUUGCGCAUAGAACUGGUGAGAAUCCGUUUGGAUCAGUGCGAGGGAACUUGCCAGAUAUCGUGGAUCACCACGAGUAUAAAGUCAGUCCGGAGAAGAUGCGGUUAACGGAAGGCGUGAUACCUUACGUAAAUCGGGGCAUCAACGUUCAUCAAGGCGACAUACCCUCGUAUGGCCAGUUGAGGACACAGACGGGUAACGUCGACUGGGCCAAGCUGAAACCUGGAAUGGACAAGAAAUCGAAUGGGUUCAUCUCGAAGCAAUUCAAAUCUAACGCUACGACAAAGGCUGGAAGUAAUGUGAUGGAUCGGAGACGGAAUGGGGCAACAUUCAUGGAAUAUGACAAGCAGAGCGAGUGCUUCAUCCCGAUCCUCUUCGACAAUUUGGGCUGCCAGAUGAAGGAGGGCGCGGAGUUUGGCUCUUUCCGCCCGAUGUACACCCCAUCGACCGGCGGCUGGCCAAUGUCGUGGGAUGAGGAGAAGAAGUGCAGGAUGGCUGUGCCUUUCCAGAUCUCCGGCCACCUCAACCUCCCGAAAGCCAAAAAGUCGCCGAUCACCAAGACUAUCACGAAAAAGCCCAAGAAACCUGUACAGAAAGCCAGGAAAGCC